Molecule: messenger RNA, 3601 nt
Organism: Chaetomium strumarium
Lineage: Eukaryota; Fungi; Ascomycota; Sordariomycetes; Sordariales; Chaetomiaceae
Product: mediator complex subunit MED14-domain-containing protein
Exons: 3
Coding region: 330-3410 (1026 amino acids)
Biological process (GO): regulation of transcription by RNA polymerase II
Cellular component (GO): mediator complex; core mediator complex
Molecular function (GO): transcription coregulator activity
Source: RefSeq, a predicted model, not a curated record
CCGUAACUUACGCUCUUGAUCCACGUUCUUGGCACGGGUCGGCCAGGCCGCUUGUCCUCUCACCCUGGCUCCCAGAGCAUUCUAACUAAGUGGAUCGGACUUCGAAACCAGCCAUCACCAGCCCGGCCAGCGCGACCGCGACUCUGCGGCAAAGUCAGCGCUCUUACCAACGGAUCCGGUCGCCGCAUUGUUCCGCGAAGUGCUUGCGAGGAUUGCGAUACCAACUGCCGCACUUGCGACACGGCGGGUGCGCGUCGUCGCGAUCCUGCCCCGGCGGAGGGUUCAGAACCGGAACGGGGUUGGCGACCGGCUGCCUUGCCUUCGAAGCGAUGUCCAAAACCGAUCGAGCCGCGUGCGACACGCCGCAGGUCGACCGAUCGGCGAUGGCUGCGGACGACGGCGGCGGGCUGCCGGCCGCCAAGAUGGAGGACGGUCUGCAACAUAUCACGACCGACAUAAUGCCGCUGAGCCUCCUCCUGACUCGGCUUGCCGAGUUCUCCCAAGCGAAGCUCCAGGAGCACAUCAUGGAGCUGGCGUCGAAGCCCCUUCCUCAGAUCCUCGCCAGCGGCAAUGCGAACGGCGCCCCGAACGGCGUUGCGAAUGCGCAUAAUGCUCCGACCGAAGAUACUUCGCCAGAAAGCCUAGAGAAGAAGACCAUGCUGCUGAACUUCAUCAAGGACUUGCACUCGAGAUGGGUCAAGGCUUUGGUUAUUACGGAGUGGGCCAGGAAUGCAGAUGAAGUCGGCAAGCUUAUCGACAUCAGGAGCCAUCUUGCUGAAAAGCUGGAGCUCUACAACAGAACCUUUUGGAAUCUCGUUCAAGUCAAGCGGGAGGUGGCGUUCGCCAGGGUCCAAAGCCCGGAUCUGAAGACUGCGCUGGAAAUCCUCAGCAAUGGAGCGGUUCACUGGAUGCCGGAGUUUGGUUAUCUGGAAGAACCGCUAGCCGCGAAAGACAAGCUGCAUUGGAUCCACGAGAUCGAGAUUCACCUGCAUGUGAGACUCCAACUGGAUGAGUACGAUAGGAUGCCGGAGCCGUUCAAGCAGUACACGGUCGCGGACGGCAGGGUAACAUUUAGUGUGCCGGGGGAGUUCGAAGUCGACCUCACAAUUGCCUCCGACGAUUCAUCAACGCAGUUCUGGUUCCUGGACUAUCGGCCCCUAUACAGUCCUGCCCCGCCUGAACUGCCGGACGAUGUCCGGAUGUUCCUCGAGACGCAGGUUAACAACGCCAUGGGAGUUGACGGUUUGAUGGGAUGCUACAGAUACCUUCAUGAGUACACGCUCACUGCCAAGAUCGCCGAGUACAGGCGCCAGGCACUGGAGCUCAGCCGAACUGGUCUAUGGAUCGACAAUCUCAAGGUUGAGAGGCUCGACCGCGGGUUAGCAAUUCAGUACUGGCUCAAUUGCCAACAUUCUCGGCCGUCACAGAGCUGGAUACUCCUCGGAGUACACGGCGGCAAGGGCAGCGACGGGCUCCAAGAUUCUCCUAGUCGUCUCAUGCUCAGUUGGUUCCGCGACGACAAGGAAGUCAAGGAUGCGGACAUUCGCUUCAAUGCCGACAACAUCUCGACGGAGCAACUAUUGAUGGCGGUUAUUUCCAAGCACAUCGAGUAUCUACUGAUGCCCAUCUACCGAACACUUCUGGCCAAGCGUCGCUAUGCGGGUAAACAAGGCCGACUGGCCGUGGAUCUCAAUGGGCAACCGCAGGAUUUCCGGCUGGUUAUGCAGCUGGCCGGUGAGGUGGACGCUACGGUUCGCGUUUCCCCCUGGACGGGCGACUUCCUUUUCUCCCCGCAGUACGCCGCCAUUUCGGACGUGCAGAGGAGGUUCAAAACACUGGCAAAUCCAGCGAAGGACGGCCCAAAUGUCCUGGAGCAGCUCAGGUGGUCUUACACGGUCUAUCACUUAAGGUCGCUGCCCAGGCAUGUCGACUGGAGCGUCCUCCGGGCGUCGCCUGUCCCCGCCGACGAGGUGAAGAACAUGGUCUACCAGCAAUUGCCGCCUCCUCGAGAAGCGUUUCAUGCGGUGUGGGUGAGACACGUGAAGUGGGAUUCCCGCUGCUUUGCUAUGUUGACUAUGAGCCUUGCGGGGGACAGCUGGACGCUGGUCGAGAUCUCGCCAGAAACCAAGGGCUCACUUUCCCGUCGCAUCCUUACGUUCAACCAGCUCCCUCUAUCACCGGGCGAUUUACUCCAUUGCGACGUUCUCUUCCAGAAACUUCACACGUACGGGCCCGGAAUCAUCGGGCAAACUCGAAGUCUCCUCGACCUUCAUCAAGAGCGAAUGGCGCACGCGGCCCGGGAACCAAUGGCCUCCGGUUCCUGCAGCUGGCCUUCCCAGAUUCAUCUGCCCAUGGUAACAGUGCGAGCAUCGGACAUGCUGCAGGGUUGGAAUAGUAGCUCCGAUGAAGCCGAUCGCGCUCCCUGGGCCGCGGGAUUCAUCUCCAUCGUGUACAAAGGACCAGCACCCCCUCUCCCAGGGGAGCAAGGCCACCGGGUGCUGGUCGAGGCGAGUGUUGCCGUCACAGAUCGUGCCAAGUUCGAAUUCCUCGAUCGCAAGCUUGACCGUGAUGUUCACUACGACCGCCAAACCGGCCGGUUCACCCUACGAUUCCGACCGGAAAUUGGUUCUGGGGUCAUCCCCUUGCUCCGGGCCCGCAUGCAGGCGCUCGAUCGCCUGCUGGCUUUCCUCGACGCCAUCCAUCGAGCCGGGAAACAGGUGGCCACGGAGAGGGUUACGCUCCGUGAGAUCUCAUUCACAUAUGGCGGUAGCACGAAAGUGGCUUUACCGCCGAAGCAACUCUUACCCAGCCAACCGGAGCAACAACUGUGGAAGGUGCGGUUCGACCUCAGCAGGGAGCACCUCGUGGAUGUGGUUUUGGAUAAGGACAAUCCGCAUCUUCGGGUCAUCGACUUCCUCCGAGCAACGGCAAAUACGCCCAAGGCCAAGGGCAUACCCACAUGGCUUACUCUCACACUCCCGCUCUUCCGAGCACUGGAGCGGCUCCAAGACGCGUGGGACCCUGUGUACGCCACGGGGCGCGGUGCUGGAUGCUGGAUAAUCCAUAAAUCUCUGGACUGGGUGACGCUUCGCUUCACCUUUGUCCCGCCCAAGAGCCGGCGCGUGCAGCUGGACAUCAAGGCGCGGGAGAGGGAGGGCCGGCUGGUGUGGCACGUGUCCCGCCCAUCGACCGACCCCAACGCGCACAACGAGAACGACGAGUUCAACCAGAUCCUGGCCCAGCGAGUCUGGUCGGUGGACCGCGACGGGGUCGACGGCCUCAUGACCGGUGCCGCGGCAGGCUGGGAGCAUGGCAUCGAGACUCUUCUGGCGCUCAUCAGCGACACAUUGCUGUCAGUGGUUGGUGCACCUCCGCCUCUGCCAUUACAACCAUCACAACAGCACGGUUGACCUUAGAAGAGGCCGAUACUGGUGAUAGCGCAUGCAUGAUUCUGUUAGUAUUGGAAAGCGGGCAGCGGUUCUUUAGACAAAAAAAGGGAAAUGGGGUGGGGCUUUAUACCAUCGGGAUGGGUACAGGUUAUGUGUGGCAUUAAGUAUAGUUCAUGAUACCAGGACACAGAUAAUGAAAUUGAGAGACGCCG